Stegastes partitus (bicolor damselfish) is the source of this 5221-nucleotide messenger RNA. RefSeq names its product transcription factor 20. Gene Ontology annotation, biological process: regulation of transcription by RNA polymerase II. The coding region runs from base 587 to 2695 and encodes 702 amino acids. NCBI's taxonomy places the organism in Eukaryota, Metazoa, Chordata, Actinopteri, Pomacentridae. The transcript has 6 exons. The record is from RefSeq and is a predicted model, not a curated record. Gene Ontology annotation, cellular component: nucleus.
CUUAACUUGAACAUUCAGUCAGUUGUUUUUGUUUUUUUUUAGAAAAAUAAUAUUGUGGGUACUUAACCUAAAUAAUUAAACCUGUGAGAUGAAUGUGUCAUUUUCAUUCCUUCUUUUUUUUUUUUUUUUUUUAAUCUUUUUGUCUCUCCAUGUGCACUUCAUCGUCUUGUUUGAACAAGUUGACCGUUACUGUGAAGGCUGCCGCUGCUCUGCUCCGUCCUCCAUGUUGUUUCUCUCCGACUUGACUGCAGGAAGAAGGUGUCCAUGAUGACAACUUUAAACUACCAGCAGUAGCCCGGAGGUCGACGCUACCUGCUGGUUUUAUACAGCAGAAAUGCCCCUGGGUCGUCGCCGCGUCGAGUUUCGUCUUCGUCUGGGAGUAGCGCAGCGGGCUAACGUCAGCUAGCUGUCCGGCUAGCAUGAACCGGGGCCGCCGCUGCUUUUGUUUACAGCCAGUCCUGGUGACGGGCCUGGAGAGGCGUGUUAGCUAACCCCGCUACCCCAGCUGCUCCGCGGAGGGUGUCACCCGCCAGCCCGCACCUCCACGACCGGGGAGGUCCGUCCGAACCGCCGCCACCUGAGGGUGAUGGAAGUGUCCUCUCAGGAUCCACCCCUCAUGGCUAUGGACCUGUCAAAGAGCUACCACCCCCGGACCCGCAGUCAUGCUGAGGCCAUGGACCUGGCCAAGAAGCCCGAGUGGUACCACAGACGCCCACCAAGCUGCAGCACUGACAUCGCCUCCUCGUACAGAUCCAGAGCAUCGUCCUCCUACAACUCUCUCUCCUCGCAGCCAGGUGCUCCGGUCCACUGCAGGGACAUGGAGCAGGGCCCUGAGUCUCUGGGGAACUACAUGAAUUCAACACUAGCUCCUGGACUCGAUCUGUACCGCGACGGAGUUCACAACAACCUUUGGCAUCCAGGUUUCUACGGGCCCGACCAAAGUGGCAGUGCGGUUCCUGAAAGCAGCGGUGGAGAAGAGAGCGACAGCGGCUCUGAUGUUAUUUUCCUUGUUUCCUCAGCGAAGGAGCCGCUUUUGUGCGGUUCUUUCAUCCAGGACAACGUGAGGCACAUCGUGGAGCCCCUGUCCCCCGCCGUGUCCUCACUGGAUGAAGGCAGAGGUUGUUAUCACCUACCUCAGCCUCUGAGCUCACCAAGUCCUGACAGCUCGUACUCAGAAGACUCCUCGGACAGCUCAGUGGACAUUCCUAUACACCACGCCAGGCCUGUAGUCCUCCUGUCGGACCUCAGCGCUGUUUACGCUAACCCUGCUGAAUCUGCGGUGGAUAUUUCAAGUGACGACAGUGACGUUAUCGAAGUUUCAGUGAGUAAUGAGAAGAAGAAAAACCACGGUUGUAAGAAAACUCCUCCUCAGAGCGAGAGUGAAAAAACUCCAAAUGGUGAAGUGCGACGCAGCACCAGAAUCAGAAAAUCUGUGUCCGAAAUGCCUCAGUUCCCCUGCGGCGUGUCUCGGCACAGUUUGAGGAGACAAGUCAAAAAUGAUGCUGUGGGUAUAUAUAACGAAAGCUGUGACUCAGAUGACUUUAUGGAGUAUGCGUUGAGGUUGUCCAGCUCAGAUGAGUCAGUUUCACAGCCAAAUCUGUCGCAAAGAGCGAGCAGCAAUUCGGAGGAAUCUGAUGUGGACGUCCAGCCCGACAGCAAGUCCCCACAGAGGGAGGAGGAGGAGGAGCAGCAGCCGCCGAGCAGCAAAGAUUCAUACACAAAGAGCAUUAAUCACAAACGAAAGAGGUCCCUGACUGUCCCUAAAGCUAAAAAGUUAAGAGCGAAGCAGGAACAGAACAGCAGAACCUCCCCACCGCAGCAUCAGAAGGCCUCAGCCUGCAAGAACGCAACGGCCAACAAAAAGACUGCCACGCGACGAAAGCGAAAGAGGCAUCCUCAGACUGGACCUUCAGCUCUGUUUUCUCCCAGAGAGCCUGAGAUCAAGCUCAAAUAUCUAAACGCUAAAGAGGACAAAAAGGACAAGAAAUUGAACAGUUUCUGCCCGUUUGUUCGUGUGGAGAAGAGGAUAUGCACUGUGGUCAACUACCAGGAGGAGGAGGCGACAGUCCGGAGCAGCAGAGGAGGACAGCAGGCAGCUGCCAGGUCUCUGUCUGGGUUUGUUCCCAACACGUCCUGUUUCCAGCAGGGCCGGCUCAGCUCGGACAGCAGAUGUCAGGCCGUGCUGCUGUGCUGCCUGUGCAGCCAAACAGCCAACGCCAUGGGCCUCGGGGACCUUCACGGCCCGUACUAUCCCACCGGCCCACCUGUGGACAGUCAGAACUGCAGGACUGAGCUGAAGGAGGAUUUGAAUGGACUUUCUAACAGCCAUUCAGGAAAUUCCUCAGACAACAACUGCGCUGCUGUUAAAAGCCACUCUCCCCCAAAGGUGCCUCUUGAUCUGGAUGAGUGCUGGAUCCAUGAGGACUGUGGCAUCUGGUCCACCGGUGUCUUCCUGAUCAGAGGAAAGCUGUACGGGCUGGAGGAGGCAGCCCGGCUCGCACAGGAAACAAUUUGUUCAACCUGCCAUCAAACAGGCGCAAUAAUGGGCUGUUUCCAGAAGGGCUGCCCCAGGAAUUAUCACUACAAGUGUGCCAUUCAGUCAGGCUGUGUCCUAAAUGAAGACAACUUCUCGAUGAGAUGUCCAGAGCACAAGAACAAACCGUUCACAAGUGCAACCAGACAACACAAGAGAUGACACAGAAGACACGGGGGGGCACUGGAGAAAGAUCCUCAGAUCUCCUCAGGGUGCGACUGGAGCUGCCUGACUUCACCUCAGCUGUUUUGUAACACUAAUUAAUGUGUGUGCUCGAGCAGAAGGCAAACCUUCUGGUAAGAUUUCAGUCGCCACGACAGAUCCAACCACGGGCUACUUCAAGUUUUUUUUUGAUAAAUAUGUAUAUAGAGAGAUAUAAGAAAUGUCUUUUGUUUUGUUCUGUUCUUCUGUAGGUCUUUAACACAGGCAGUUUCACCAAUUGGACUGAGCCGCGAUGGUGAUUGUGUGUUUUUAUUCCACUUCUUGAAGAUUCACACUUGGACUAGCCACAUCACAAAGACCGUUUAUUAUUUAAGCAUAGUUACUAUAUUAGAGUUUAACUGAUCUCUAUCGAUCUGUUGUAUAGGAUAUAAUAUCUUUAUAUGAGGCCACUUUUUGCUACAGUUUUUGUACUACUUUUCUAUUCCCGUUAGGGCUUCAGUCACCACAUAAUUUAUGUUCCUCAAGUUGCAUGCACAGUUGCUACGAUGCACUUUACAGUAUGAUUUUAUUACAUCAGUUGUUAUUUAUGUCUUUCUGUUCUUCCUUUUUCUACUAAAAUUAUUUAAGUUUAAUAUAAAGCUGCACUAAGCUAAGGUUUGCUUAUGAACAUGAGGACUUUUUGUCUAAAUGUCAAAGAUCAUCCCAUCCUCGCUACCUGAGACCACAGACUGUACAUUCACCAUAUUCAAGCGUAUUACUUUUCAUCACUGGUGUCGGGUCCGGACGCUUCUCUGCUUUCAGGAUGUGGAAACUUAGGAACAAAAUGUCUCAAAAAGAGCGGCGGCGAAAAGAUGCAAACUUCAGUGUUUAGCUGUAAUGUCACUUUACAAAGGGACUUCAAAAAAAUGGGAAGUUAAAGGGUCAGUUCAACCAAAUCACAAAGCAGCACCUAAAUGUGUCUAAUUUGACUUUGUAGAGCUGAAACUCUUCCUGCUUUUUUUUUUUUCUUUUUUUUUUUUAGCAAAACACGCAGACUAAAACUGUAAGUAAUUUGCAUAAUUUGUAGGACUGGUAAAGGUAGUCAAAGGCCCUGUUUAUUUGUUUAGUAAACUAUAUGCCAAGUUCACUGUUAGCAGCUCCUGAUUGUAAUGUGCUAAUAUAUGUAGUAUAAACUCUAACUGGGUCACUUUGAUGCUGCAGAAAACUUCAAAAUGUGACGAUUUUCAGGAAAUUGCUGGAGUUAUAGGUGUUCUUUGUUUUUUUUUAAUGAUUCCUAAGCAGUGGACACUGCAAUUAUAUAAUAAGCAAACAAGUUAACCCCCUGAACCUUCAGCAGUUUCUGGGCAUUUUUUAUGUUUUGUUGCUCUUGUCUUAUUUUUAUUCACUGUGGGCUCACUGCAAUAUAAAGUCCUGCACCUCUAUGGGAACAGGACAACCACGGCUAGACGUAGAGCAAACUCAGAAAUGUCUUAUAUAAUGCCAUUAAUUACCAAAACAAGAAAAAACAAACCUACAUCGUCAUUCAGGUUGUGAGGACACCUGCUGAAUUGCUUUUUACUGAAGCUCCUACCUGAAGAGUUCCUACAGAUGUUACCAGUAGUAGGGAAAAGACAACAGUGACUGAGUUUUUGUCCUGUGACUGUUGAUUGCAGCUUAGUAACUUAUGGCUUCAUGGCUGCACCGAGGAGCUCAGAAUCUUUAGCGUUUUACUGAAUUUGGAUUGAAAAAUAGGUAAAAGGAAAAAGGUAAUUGUUUUUAAAACAGAUGUGUAGAAUAAAGUGAUUUUAAAGAAAUGUUACGAUUUUAUGCUGAGAUUUACUGUAGUUAUUUUUUCCCCGGAUGAGUCGCCCAAAGACAGUUGGAAAGGAAAAAAUCCAGCAGGUCUUAGUGUUUUUACAGUUUCCUGCCCAGAAAGCUAACAUGUCUCUCCAGCCCGCCAGCAGGUUUUGGGGUUCAGAGGGUGAAUGGGAAAUUACCCAGGCUAGAAUGAACCUGAAUUAUCCUGUAAGUCACACUGAGUGUAAAAUAUGAAUUCCAUGUCUGCGUGUUCAGAUUUGAUGUACGAUUUUGGGCGUAAAUUGUGGCAGUAAGUCACUGAAGGUUUUUAAAUGCCUGAACUGCCUCCAUGAGUUGAUGAUGUUGCUAAGCAGUCGACGUACUGUACUUGGACAACAUGCUGUUUUAAAACCCUUGAACACAGAUCUGAAUGUGACCCGUUUUCACUCUGAUUAUCUACAACCAGAUUUUAAAAUCUUCUGCUUCUCUGCUUUUGGCCUCUGCAAAUGAACCUCAGAGUAUGUAAUUAAAAGAACCAUAGAAUAAUUUGAAACGUGCUUUUGUGAUUUGGGUGAACGGAGCCUUCAGUAUGUUUCAUCAGUCGUUGCUGUGUGGAGUAUUUUGCUUUUAUUUCACUUCACUGAGUUGUAACUGGACUGAGUUGUUUAAAAUGAGAAGCUAAUGGUCAGAUUCAUGUCUGCACUUUCUGUUAUUUUGGGAAUAAAAGGAUGUUAUUUAAUAAAAACCGAA